UUCACGGUGAAGCAGCCUGUGUGCCUCUUUUCAGAGUGUUAGCUACGGCCAGCUUCAUCCAAACAAAAUGGGCAUCCUUUUUGGAUUAUACAUCCUGGGGAUUUUAUUUACAGCUGUCCUUUUACUGCUUUUGGCAUCUACCGCGUAUAAUCCGCUAAAAAAUUAUAUCGGAAAAUGGAACGAAAUGAGACCGAUUCCGGGAAUGGCGGGUGCUUAUCCAAUCAUUGGCAAUGCACUGCAGUUUAAAACCAAUGCAGGAGACUUCUUCAAUCAGAUUAUCGAGGGCACAAAUGAAAACAGACACCUCCCUCUUGCAAAGGUGUGGGUGGGUCCAGUCCCUUUUCUGAUCUUGUAUCAUGCUGAGAAUAUUGAGGUGGUCCUCAGCAAUUCCAGACACCUUGACAAAUCAUACUCAUAUAGGUUCCUGCACCCCUGGCUUGGCACAGGCCUGCUCACCAGCACAGGGGAGAAAUGGCGUAAUCGGCGUAAAAUGCUGACUCCAACCUUCCAUUUCUCCAUUCUCUCUGACUUCCUGGAAGUGAUGAAUGAACAAACGGAUAUUUUGAUUCAGAAGAUGCAGAAGCUUGAAGACGGAGAGCCAUUUAACUGCUUUAACUUCAUAACAUUGUGUGCUUUGGAUAUCAUUUGUGAAACCGCAAUGGGAAAGAAAAUCUAUGCUCAGAGCAAUGCUGACUCGGAGUAUGUCCAAAGUGUAUAUAAAAUGAGUGACAUCAUCACUAAGAGACAGAGAGCACCAUGGCUGUGGCCAGACUGGAUCUACAACAAAUUAAAGGAAGGCAAAGAACAUGCCAAAAGAUUAAAGAUUCUCCACUCUUUCACUGCAAAUGUCAUCAGAGAGAGAGCAGAGUUCAUGAGCUCUGAGCCAGACAGUGAUUCUGACCAGGGUGAGAGGAAAAGACAAGCCUUCCUAGAUAUGCUGUUAAAAACUACCUAUGAGAAUGGACAGAAAUUGAGUCAUGAGGACAUUCAGGAGGAAGUGGACACCUUCAUGUUUGAGGGUCAUGAUACCACAGCAGCUUCAAUGAACUGGGCUUUACAUCUGAUUGGGUCUCAUCCUGAGGUACAGAAGGCAGUGCAGGCAGAACUACAGGAAGUCUUUGGUUCAUCGGAGCGCCAUGUGGGGGUGGAGGACCUGAAAAAGCUGCGCUACCUGGAGUGUGUGAUCAAGGAGAGUCUGCGGAUCUUCCCCUCCGUGCCUCUGUUUGCGCGCAGCAUCUGCGAGGCUUGUCAUAUCAAUGGGUUCAAAGUCCCAAAAGGAGUGAAUGCUGUUAUCAUACCAUAUGCUCUUCACCGGGACCCGCGCUACUUUCCAGAACCUGAGGAAUUUCAACCGGAAAGGUUUAUGCCAGAAAACAGCAAAGGGAGGCAUCCAUAUGCGUACAUCCCUUUUUCUGCUGGGCCAAGGAACUGCAUUGGCCAACGCUUCGCCAUGAUGGAGGAGAAGGUAGUUCUUGCUACAAUCUUGCGUCACUUUGACGUAGAGGCGUGUCAGAGCCGUGAGGAACUGCGCCCUCUGGGGGAACUCAUUCUGCGUCCCGAGAAGGGCAUUUGGAUCAAACUACAAAGAAGAAGCAAAUAGCUCUCACCAUCAAUAUGAGGUUGCAUCUGUUUCUGUUUUGCCUCUGCUUCUAGUUUCGAUGCUAGUUUUAUGUAGAUGCAGUUUUUUGCAUUUUGUGUGCUGGUUUUUAUGGGAAAUUGGAUGAAAUGGAUAAAAGGAAGAGCUGUGAGAAGCUGAAGGUAUAAUCAAAUGAAUAAAAUAUGUGGACACUUUAUUUUAAAGGGGAAAUAUCUAUUUUAUAAGGGGUUUAAACACUCUUAUGACACAACUGUGAAUAUAGCCAGCCUCUAAUGCUGAAAAUGUAUUAUUUUAUUUUUUUAUAAUCACAUUCAUAAAAAAACAGUCUGCAGAAACACUUUGUUUAACUUUCUCUCUUUUUACACGUCUUUGGAAAGGGAAAGUCGCACUCAUUCGUUACGAUCUAUCCCUCAUUAGCAUAAACAAACCUGAGUGAGAAGAAGCAGUCUUUUAGAGUUUCCAUGCCGUACCUGCUGAAGAUACUUUCAGCGAAUAAAAGGCAUUAUAAAUGUAGAGUUUUAGGAUGCACAAAUGAACGCAGGAGUCUUCAUAGACUGCAUCUUUGUUGACAUUUUCAGUUUUUCACAGAGAUAACGUUAGCCUUGUUUUGAAUCUGCUAGGCAUUUGUAGCUCCACCCUCUAUGGAAAGGAGAGCUGGGAAUAAAAUCUCAUUUGAAUUUACAGCAACAAUCACCAAAACGGCACAAUUCGAAUCAAAGAUUAAUUAUUACAUUGUUUGUGGGGUUUUUGGGGUAUCCUUAGAAACAUCAGAAACUUAUUUUACAUUUUUUUUAAAAGAAGACAUAACAGGUCCCCUUAAAUGUACAAUUCACACUAAUAAGAAUCUAUUUGCUAAGACUUUGAGCUCAAUAAACUACUCAUUAGCUGCUUAUUUUUUAGUUAGUAACAACUAAGUAGCAGUUGGGUUUAGGUAUUGAGUAGGAUUAUGGAUGUAAAAUAAGCUCAUACUUUAUAAGUGCUAAUAGGCAGGUAAUAAGCUAGUCGUAAUACAGGAUCUUUUGAAUGGUGUGAAUUGUUACUUAAACUAACGUGUUACUAAAAUAUGUUAUAAAAAGAUAAGAAAGAGGAGCCAGAAGUUUCAAGGACAAAUUGUGCAGAAAUUCUGAUUCCAUGAAGACCUACUUAUAAAUGAGAAAUAAUGGAUCUUAAGCUAAAGUGUGUGUGCAUUAUGCUUAAAAUGUACAUUUCUUUACACUCUGCUUACAUUUAAAGACAUUUCUUUACUAAACACCAUUAAAUAUUUUAUUUAGUUUUAUUUAUAAUUAUUAUAAUACCAUUUCUACAUCCUCACCCACCCUAACUUUAACCAUAUCUCACCUCAAUAGAAGCAAAUUUGUUUUGAAAAAAAAAAAAACAAGUAAGUCGUAUCUAACACUUUCACUUAAAAAAAAUGAAUAGUAGGUAAAGAAAGUUAAAUAGUGCACUGCCAGAUGUUUAACUGCUGAUCUCUUAAUGAAUACAUCUACAUUAAAUAUUGAUUUGAUCUGAAGUUGUUAAAGUACUUAAUAAGGAAGGUGUAGAAGUGUUGUACAUUAAACUAACACAGCAAGUCCAUUUGUUAAAAACGUUUAAUCACAUAAUUUCAUAAUUUGUCAAUUAAAAUUAAAUUUAGUCAAAUAAAUCAUAUUUUCCCCUCUAUGAAAUUUAAACAAAUGUUCUGUAGACUUCAAAUAUGUCAUGUUAUAUGUGACCCUUGAAUUUUUAUGUAUUGCUGAAUAUAUGAUGAAAAAGAUCACUUCAUUCAGUGUUUAUGCUUGUGCACAUUUAAUAUCCCUUUACUAUACAUUGGUAUACUUGUUUGUAUUUUUGUUUGUAUUUUACACUCAAGUGCCGAGGUAAUUGCAAAAAAAAAAAAAAAUAAUAAUGACAAUGUCAAAGUAUUAGUUUUAUGUAGUCCCUAUUACUUAUUAUAUGUUUAAAAGAUUCCUUCAAAGGAGAAAGUAAACAAAAGAGAGAACAUCUUAUAUUAAAAGUUUGCCAAAGCUUAUGUUUAUUUAUCUUUUGCCUGCACCAUGAGUGCCCUGUCCCUGAUACCCAGCAUCCACCUUACAAUCCAGUGCAUUAAUUAUACUUUAAUUUACUUUUUAAAUAAUAUUUUCGUUGAAGCUAACAUCAAAAGAAGAAUCCAUUCAGCUAAAAAGACUAAUGGAGCAACAAUGUUGAACAUUCAGCUUUGCCACUGUAGGAAUAAACAACGUUUGAAAGCAAAUAUUAAAAUAGAAAACAUCUAUUUUAAAUUGUAAUAAAAUGGCUCUUUUCAUUGUAAUUUUCAUCAAAUAAAUAAAGCCUUGGUGAGCACCUCUGUGAUAAUCACCACUUUUAAGUUUCAAAUAUUUGGUGAAUCUCAGUUUCACAGAUUUGUUGAAGAUCAGGACUCAAAUCACUGGAUGAGUGUUUUCAGACUAAAUAGUGUCUGCACUUCCAGACAUACCAAAUACCAUCAGCAUCUUAUUCAAACACACAAAAUAUAAAGGUUGAAUGUAAGUCUUUAAUUAAACUGUCCUUCAGCAUGCUGAAAUCUUUAAGGGCUUUCAUUAAGCAGAAAUGUUUUCUUUAAAUAAAAUGAGAAAUAUAUGUUUCCAAGUCAACAAAACACUUGAAGGAAAAACUUGAAUGAUUUUUCAUCAAAAGAUCCUGUAAGUGCAGAGAUUUUAAUAUGAAGUAUGCCAUACCAUUCUAUUAAUGUUGCUAUAGAUUUUGCUAAUUAUAAGAGUUUGCAUGAUUAGGUCCUCAGUCUGUGAUGUUCAGCCAUUAAGCUUUACUUUGCAGCUUCUGUGAGCCUUUUCAUUUGAUGCCGUUCAGCUUGUAGAAAUUUGCAUUUGUUUUGAGCCAAUACAUUCUCACUCCCAAAUCAUCAGAGUUUGAUGCUUGGCCAGAACCCCUUGGCAUCACUUUAGCACUCUGGGUACCCUGUUGGCAUCAUUUUCCUAUGUGCUGGGGACACUAUUGCUUUCUGUGACAAACUUUUGCAUCAGUAUGUGAUGAGAAAUUUGUCAUCAAUAAAUUAUUUAUUAGAGUAUAAUACUGA
Danio rerio (zebrafish) is the source of this 4646-nucleotide messenger RNA. It is a transcript of the gene cyp4v2b, whose product is annotated as cytochrome P450, family 4, subfamily V, member 2b. The record is from RefSeq and is marked validated. Lineage: Eukaryota; Metazoa; Chordata; Actinopteri; Cypriniformes; Danionidae. Gene Ontology annotation, molecular function: iron ion binding; oxidoreductase activity, acting on paired donors, with incorporation or reduction of molecular oxygen; monooxygenase activity. Gene Ontology annotation, cellular component: endoplasmic reticulum membrane.